Molecule: messenger RNA, 5335 nt
Organism: Pseudo-nitzschia multistriata
Lineage: Eukaryota; Bacillariophyta; Bacillariophyceae; Bacillariales; Bacillariaceae
Source: the annotation of a GenBank genome assembly
CAUACACCAGAUGACUUUAGCAGCUAGUUCUCUGACGGUGGCAAAUUGAUGUCACAUUUGGUCGCCACCAACAUUUUGAUUUGAUAUCAUUCACUUAAACAAGAUACAGAAAAGCAGAAGAAUAAGAUGAGUGCGAGUCCCACCAUCUCGCCCCAGAAGAUAUCACMGGCCAUGAUUAGACUCCCUCCAUCCCCGAGUGCGAACGACAUGGCCGUGAAGAACCAUUCCUUUAUUCCAGAAUUUACAUUAGACGACGAUGCAACGAUYAUGYGUCGUGGGAAUAUCUCGAGCAACGUUGCUGUUGGAGGGCCGAAUAAUGCCAAAAACAGUUCCCAUCACCACCAGCAACGGUUGCGAUCCGUUGGGAAGUACAACGCUUUUCAUCCGCAAGCGCUGGCGUGUUCCAACGAUGUCCUCACGACGUCGUACGAGGAUCAUCCGGAAUCGUCUCUUGAUUUUGGAGGUGCUGCUUCUCUUGGAGCUAUUGCUGGACCUCGCGGGGUUGCUUUGUUUCGACUUUCACGUCCGCACAUUCCUUUGUUGAUUUUUAGCCAUGCCACCAAUUACUCAUCUUCUUUGACACGAAAUAAUCCCAAAGCCCGGAAUUCCAUUUCAUCGCUGGCCUUUCAGCCCACCAACAGAAGCAGCAAUGCAAUCGAUUCAAACUCGCUUUAUCUAGCAGCAGCUCGGGGAUCGGGAGUUUUGAUAUGGGAUGCAAGUGGCCACAGCCCUAACCCGUUGCUCGGGCGCUUAUUAAACGAUACGACAAACGACACAUCGAUAACUAGCAGUGUUGGCGGAAGAAGAGACUCGGAUACACGCAUCACUAGUAUGAGUUGGAUGUCUUACUGCAGGGGGAGAAGCAGCAGCAAYAGUCCACUUUUGGCAACAACCACUGCAUCAUCUCUGUCGAUGUGGGACUUGCGAUGCCAUCACACAACGGGCUUGUUCCAACCGAGUUUGAGAUUCGGAAGCUCUCGCAAUGCGAAUAUUUCCGCUACCUCGUCGUCUUCAUUGAACGCUCCAGUUGCGCCCCUGGUACAAGUUGCCUGUUCCUCUUGUUCCGAAGAAUGUGCUACCAUGGACACCUCAGGUAUUGUACGAACUUAUGAUCUUCGAAAGACAGAGGGGGGAGGUCGAUCGUCUACAGUUGGUAGUCCGCUUUCGGUGUUUGUCGCUCACGAGGCUGGUGUAGGCAUCGAGCACUUAGCAAGAUCCCACGGCAACGACCGGGUUGAUUCUGCCUGGGUCACGUGGGGGUUGGAGGCUCCAAUGUCUCCGGCUGUUGUGAAAAUCUGGGGAACGGCAACCGCACUGCCCCAAGACGACUCUUCCGAUACAGCUGCGGUUGUCAAUGAUCAAGAUCUAGAAGAUUACUGGUUCAUGAGCGACGAAUCCCACAGAACUCCGUCGACAAAAGGUGGUACCAACAGCACGAGCAGCAACAACAACAACAGUGAUGUGAAGAUACAAUCUCCAAAUUACCAGCUCAUUGCACAGUAUUCAAGGCCAAAUAUGUGCUGCGCUCGAGUAUGUGCUCCACCUGUGAACAAUAGCCUCGUCAUUGUUGGUUACUUGGACGGCAAAUUUGGUUCUUCCUCGAGUUCAGCGAAGGAGGAAAGUGGUGGUUGGUGGGUUGAAUUGAUGUCGAUAUCGGCGGAUUCGGGGGUGGAGAACGAUCUUCGCAAAAAAGAAAGAAGGAAUUUUGGUCUCAAUCGAAUAGUUUCAUUUUCCGGCGGAGCAGCAAAUACCGAUGCCUUAACAUCUGCUUUAGGGGACGACAACGUUGGAAGACUUCAGGCUGCCGAAUUGGCGUUUUCAUCGCCGAUGGUUCCGAAAAACAACAAAUCGAGAACAGAUGAAGGUGGAUUGAACAAUAUCGAAAAAUCGGACGAAACUGGCGUGGAACUCUUGCUGUGUUGUUUGAGUGAUACCGGUGUGCUCACGACUACCGCUAUUCCUGAAGCACUACCGAACAAUCAAAACACUGAUGCRCAAAAUAGGGAUUCUUCUCCACAAAGAACAUUACAGAGGCGGAAUUUAAUACGGACAGCUUUCGCGUCAGGUAAUAAUUUAGCAAGAGUUUUCCCUGAAACUAAGGAGGGAAAUUCUUUGAUAGAUGUUGCAAGUGUGUGGGGUGCAGGAACUACUGGGGCAGAUUUGUCACUCGGCCGGAACGAAGAGAAGGCAGAACAGCCAAGAUCCUCAUCGCCCGUAAAAUUGAUAUCAACCACGGAAGACUUGCUGCGGAGUGAUGGGCGCCGACCAGAAGGAGGCUUGAUGCCGUUUGAUAUGGAUGUUCCGGUUCCCGUUGCGUACAAUUCUAUUGGCACAGGGAAUCUGGGUGGCAUACAGUUAGGAAUGACAGAAAUGACCCCGUUAAGUUCGAUGAUCGAUACAUCAGAUGACGGUGUUGACACCAAAGCUCGUAAUUUGACUUCCAUAAUGGAAAACAUAGAUACAGAAAGAGUACCUUGUCCAAGGCUUUGUGGGGCCGUUUUCGGUUCUGGGAAUGGCCGACUCACUAUUUUUCGCAACGGUGAAGUAAAGAAGAUGUGGAAAUGGUAUCAGAAAAUGGAUACAAUUCGGUUAUCAAGUAUUCCAGUAGGACAAUUAGAUGUCUCCCCGACACCAUCUUCGGAUCCUCAAAAUUUUGUGAGUAACUCAAAGACUUCUGAAGAGGCCGGGAAAMAAAAUCAAAUAGGUUCGAGCUCUGGUCCUCGCACCAUGAAGGAACUCGUCGAUAUGGUAACUGCUGCAAAGGAGGUAAGUUUUGCGAACUUUGUGGAAUUCUCUAGAAUGGAUUUUGAAAAGUAUUUCUCACGAAACUGUGAUGUUCAGGCUCAAUGGGGAGAGGCAAACGAUGGUUCUCCAGCAGAAGAUGCUAUGAGCGUGAUGGAUAACUUUUUUGAAGACGACAGCCUUGAUUCAAAUAGCGACGACACUGCUCACGACGAUGAAGAUGACGAAGACGACGAGGACGACGAAAUAAUGCAAGACGCGGAUGAAAUGUACAAAAAAUACUUUGGGGGAAGAUCUUGGAAGAGUUUUUCAGAAAUUAGGGCUACGAUGGCUCACGGUCAAAAUGACGAAACCACUCAUUCGAUCCGUCAUCGAUCAAUCGGUCCAUCAUCCGAUAUGCUCCAGCCCGUAGUGACUGUCAACGCCAUAUCAGAUGAAAGUCGAAGCAUCCUACUCGCUAAAGGUUGGAAGCUAGGCAGGUGGGGCGAAGAAGAGAUGCACAAUGAGAUUCUUCCUGAUCCCGUACUCAAGGAUUCUUCACCUAAUCAAAUCCAACAUGAACAGAACCACAAAUUGGUGUCACAAAAAGGGACAUCGCAUCGUUCUUUGGCGCCUAAGAAAGGAAACUCGCCGUUCUCUAGAACACUCUCUGUUCCUAAUUUGUCGAGAAUAUCAGAAAUGAAUAAACCGAUGGGUGGUCCACCACUGCGAGAAAACAUGGAAGAAUCAAUGACAUUUCUCAAAAAACUCUUUUCCCACCAGGAAGAAGGUGGCAUCACGUUUUCCACAACACUGCUAUCUCCUCCCGACAGUAGAAUAUGUAAGUCAUUUCACUUGAUCUCGUUCCACAGUUCAUUAUAUGUAAUUACUUUUUUCACCUAACGACGACCGAUUUUCGCAACAGUAAUGAAUCAAAGGAUUUCUACACCUGGCAAAAAGACGUUUGCGAGCGGGCCUGUUGAUUCUUCGUCUAGUAUGAAUAACUUAAAAUCGCAUGGACUGCGGUCUCCAGAUACAGACACGAUGCCUCUAAMUUGUCAGAAGUACGAUGGGAGAAGUAGCUACCUUGACGAACUUCAAGAAAUACACCAACUUUGUGUCCACAAUGCUGAAAUUUGCAAGAAUUGCGAUGAGGUCGAGAAACAGAACGUAUGGAAGUUGCUCGCUGAGACGGCAAUGCCUCAAAUGAACGAACGUGGAAGAGAUUUUAACGGAUGGGGCGGCAAAGGCGGCGGUGCGCUUGGUAUUGAUAUGAUAAACAAUUUCUUCGUAUACUACGAGGCUCUAGGGGACUUUCAGAUGUUGGCGACCAUGUUUUGUGUCUUAAGUGGACGAGACAGAAACGAYAGAAGAAAUAAUAGCCCGUGUCUUCUCCCACACAGYCGCAAAAAAGUUUACUUCACUUAUAUAAUAAGAUAUGGAGAGUUGCUUUAUUCAUGGGGUUUAUUGAAUACAAGGGCCGAGCUGAACAAGCAUCUCCGACKAAAACACGAACAGAUUGACUUCCAGCUCCCGGAAACAGAAGAGAAGAAAGAAGAGUGUUUUGAUCUGGGAGUUGCUCUAUCUUGUCCUAGGUGUGAUACUGAAGUCAAUUCAUCGACUAACUAUUGCCGCAACUGUAGAGACUUCGCAUUCCGAUGCUCUAUCUGUGACACUGCAGUGCGUGGUCUUUUCACCUUCUGUGUGAUGUGUAAACAUGGCGGACAUCUUCGCCAUAUGACCGAUUGGUUUUCAAAGAAUUCAUUCUGCCCAACGGGGUGUGGAUGUCAAUGUAGAUUCUCCCCUAUGGUGCAUGCAAAUAAAGAGGUUGGAAAUCAAGAGAUUUUUUGAUUCAAGUGCCCAACGAAUGAUCGUCUGACUGUCCUCGAUUCCUUCUGUUCUGCUCAAUUCUAUUUAUUGAACAAAAACGRAUCUGAUCAGGGUCAAGAUAGUUGCAAACUCCAAAAUUUCUUGUUUGCUUUACUUCCCGACAAAGAUCUGGAUCAACUUUUGCUUCUUYACAUGUUCGAGUUUUGGGAAUUUCUUCAGAAAUUACAUCAUAUGACCAGUCGGGUAUUCCAGACUCCGCAUCUCUACCUUUGGCUCUAUCUGACAUCAGAMGGCGCAUGGUGUGAUACAAGUCGAAACCAGUCAACAUCCGGGCCUGAUUAUCAAAUAGCGCUGGUUUUGAAAUGACCAGAYUUUCAGGRAUCAMWAUCUCAGUCCAUGGAUGCYUGUGCUCCACCUGAAGAGCAUAAUCCACAAUCAUUGGACCUUUCUGGAGACCAUGAUCAGAUCGAAUGAAAAUCACAGUCCGUUCCUUGUCUGCCAGAUCAAUCCUUCUCUUCAAAAAUUGAACAAGAUGUUCAUCGUAGUUUUCUGCUGCUGGGAUCGCCAUUUCCCAAUCUGGUGAAUAAUCGUGAGCUGCAAUGACGUUUAAAAAUGCCAGUUUCGGGCGUGAUGAGUAUACAUCCCACAUCUGAUCUAUGWAUUGCAGAGAUAUUGCGGAUUUUUCAAACUUUUUAGAGCAGCUGUAACCCUCAACACAAGGGUCGCUCAUAUCCACGCCCCAUUUUUCCCAGCUGUUAAUUGUCAAGUUUUGUUUUACAACCUU